AUGGCGAAAAAUGCGAAUUUUAGGGCAAUUCCCAGGAUUGGGAUCAUGAACGCAGUCAGGUUUGCGUGGAAGGAGAAGGACAUGGAGCCUUUUGGAAGUGAAACAUUUGGGAGGACUUUGUUGAUGGGAGUGUUAAAGCUGGCGGUAAAGGACAUGAUGUGCCUCCAGGAGAACCCCUUGGAAGGGGCUUAUGAUGUGGUUUUUCACACGGAGGGGAAGCAUGACGAGGUCAUGAAAAAGGCGAGGAAGGUGGAGAAGGCCAGGCCGAUGUGCCACUACGAGGUGACAAGCUUGGCCAAGAACAACUUCAGGGUAAUAACAGUAAACAUGUAUAACCCGCAUGUUAAGGAUGAGGAGGUGAGGGCUUUUAUGGUGAGGUAUAUGGACAAUGUCUCCUCGGCAAGGCUCCUCAAAGACUCGCUAGGUUUCUGGAACGGGAGGAGAAGCUUCCAGGCUCUGUUGAGGGAAGAUCCAAAGGGCCUGGGAGGUUACCUUCAUCCUCCAGCUCUGUUCUCCCUGGGGGCUGACAGGGGGACAUUGUUUAAUGCCCGUCAGCCCCCUUUCUGCAGACGAUGCAUGGCCUACGGCCAUUAUUUCGCCUUAUGUGGGGCGAAGAAAUGCAGGGUGUGUGGGUCUGAGGCACACGAGGCGAGGGACUGUGACGAGUCGAAGAAGUGCCACGGGUGUAGAUCGUCAGCACACCUGUGGAGGGAGUGUACGGCUCGUCACAAGUUGUAUGCAGCUGCAGCUGGUGGGGGAGCAGGGGCAGGAGCGGGGGAUUGAGGAGGAAGAGGAGGAGGAGUUCCAGACCCAAGCGCAGGGCCAGAGGCAAUACCAUUGACAACGGAGGAGGAGCCGAGAACAGCAGUGGGAGGAGAGGGGGACGGGCAGGGGACUGCCGUAGCAGUUCUGGAAGGAGAGGUGGUGCCGGAGACGGAGGGGAGUGUGGGAAAGGAGGUGCCGGAGACGGAGGCGGCGGAGGGAGAGGAGGUCGGGGAGGAGAGUAG
Messenger RNA from Coregonus sp. 'balchen', 1007 nucleotides. The record is from the annotation of a GenBank genome assembly. NCBI's taxonomy places the organism in Eukaryota, Metazoa, Chordata, Actinopteri, Salmoniformes, Salmonidae.